GGCCUACGUGCUGUGGGGUCCUGGCGUGACCUCGGCGACGGGCGGGAGCCGGCGGCGAGUGUAUGUGCUGCGAACGGCGCCGGCCCGGGCGGCGGCGGCGGCUCGGGCGCCAUGGGUGUGAUAGGUGUACAAUUGGUGCUUACCAUGGUAAUGGCUAGUGUCAUACAGAAGAUCAUACCUCAUUAUUCUCUUGCUCGUUGGCUUCUCUGUAGUGGCAGUUUAAGGUGGUAUCAGCAUCCCACUGAAGAAGAGCUACGAAUUCUUGCAGGGAAACAAAAAGGCAAGAGCAAAAAGGAUAGAAAAUAUAAUGGUCAUAUUGAAAGCAAACCUCUAACCAUUCCAAAAGACAUCGAUCUUCAUCUGGAAACAAAAUCUGUGACUGAAAGGGACACUAUUGCCUUGCAUUAUUUUCCAGAAUAUCAGUGGUUGGUGGAUUUCACUGUUGCAGCUACAGUUGUGUAUGUGGUGACAGAAGCCUAUUACAGCAUUGUGAAGCCCUCACAAGAAAUGAAUAUCAGUGUAGUAUGGUGUCUGCUUGUCCUGGCUUUUGCAGUCAAGGUACUAUUUUCAUUGACUACCCAUUAUUUCAAAGUAGAGGAUGGAGGUGAAAGAUCAGUCUGUGUCACCUUUGGUUUCUUUUUCUUUGUGAAAGCAAUGGCAAUUCUCAUUGUGACAGAAAACUAUCUAGAGUUUGGACUGGAAUCAGGAUUCUCAAAUUUCUCCGAAAGUGCUAUGCAAUUUCUUGAAAAGCAGGGCCUGGAAUCCCAGGGUCCUGUGUCUAAACUAACCUUCAAAUUGUUCCUGGCUGUUCUGUGUUCACUUAUUGGUGCUUUUUUGACAUUCCCUGGCUUGCGACUGGCUCAAAUGCAUCUGGAUGCUCUGAAUUUAGCAACAGAAAAAAUAACACAAACUUUGCUACAUAUAAACUUCUUGGCACCUUUGUUUAUGGUUCUACUGUGGGUAAAACCAAUCACUAAGGACUACAUUAUGAACCCACCUUUGGGCAAAGAGAGCAUCCCUUUGAUGUCAGAAGAUACUUUUGACACUGUCAGGCUGUGGAUUGUAAUCCUGUUGUGUGCUUUACGGUUAGGUAUGAUACGCCAUCAUUUACAGGCCUAUCUGAAUUUAGCCCAGAAAAGUGUGGAUCAGAUGAAAAAGGAAGCUGGCAGAAUAAGUAUGGUUGAUUUGCAGAAAAUGGUGGCUCGGGUAUUCUAUUAUCUUUGUGUAAUUGCACUGCAGUAUGUUGCACCUUUGGUAAUGCUCCUCCACACAACUCUGCUCUUGAAAACACUAGGUAAUUAUUCUUGGGGCAUCUACCCAGAACUGAAUUCUGACACUCCAGUAGAAAACAGUCUGCUUCCCAGUUCAGUUUAUUCUGAGUAUCCACCUGCUGAGGGAAAGAUGAAAGUAACUGUAGUACAAAUAACAAUGGCUUUGGGAAGCCUAAAGAAUAUUUUCACUCCUCUCCUGUUCCGGGGACUCCUGUCUUUCCUCACCUGGUGGAUUGCUGCUUGCCUCUUUUCUACAAGCCUUUUUGGGCUUUUCUAUCACCAGUACCUGACUGUCGCCUGAACAGGUCAACCGGGAAAGCAUAUGUGAAGUCAACUACUAGAUACAAACCCAGGUGACCAAGAAGAGGUGAAGAGAAAAGAACUAUAAAUGAAGAGAAAACAUAUCAGAAUUUUUUUUAAACACUUCCUCUGUGUUCUCAGGGUGAAUAUUCAUAUAAUGUUUAAAAUCGCAACUGAGUUUGUUAUUUUUUGUUACCCAAAUGGUAGGUAACUAGUUGAAUUAUAGUAUCGGGACUCAGUGACAUUAUUGUUUGGCAGGUGGUGACAAAAAGAUAUGACCUCUGGUAUCUUGGUUUCCAUAAACAGCAAGCCAGCCUCAAAAGUUUGUGUUAUAAGCAUCAACAGUCAGUGACUGAGCUGUGUCAGAAGGGUAGUGGUUAUAGUGGUGGUGGCUGCCUAUCAGUUAAAUCUUGAAACUGAGCCAUACAAUGGAAGGAGAUUGGGGAUUUAAAAAAAAAAUAAAUAAUACUGUUGGAUAGCUCUUGAUCACUUUUCUCUGUGAAAAAUGAAAAAGUCCAACAGAACAAAAGAGAUACUGUAUAUUACAGUAAGGAAAGUUGUAUCAGAUUUAAAGUUAACAGGAAUAGAUGCAUGGGCCUGACAGGUAUUGCUGCCUAAAUAUUUUGCAGGAAUGCUUGUGCAGUAAGAGAAGAGUUAUAAAAAACAUAUUAUUUCAGUACCUGCAGUCAUUUUAAAGUAGUGGCCAUCUGUAUUGGUGCUAGUAUUGAUCCACAGAUUCCAUUUGAAUCUUUUAAAUUUCUUUUCAGGUAAUAGAUAAAUUCCAUUGAAUUCACGAAACAAUAGAAGAAUAGUGACACCAGUCAAACAUUUCAAAACAAAAUAGUUUAAUCCUGCUGACUGAGACUGUAUGUAUCUCUGCAGUGUACAUAAAAAUAUAUAUUAUAUAUUAAAUAUAUAAUAUAUAUGAAGUUAUAUAAUAUGGAAUCUUUAUUUUAGAUUACUGAAUGUGUCUUACAGGGCCAUGGGAGAGGGAUGUAUGUGUAUCUAGUAAUUCCCAGAUCCCUAUUAAAGUGAAUUUUUUUUUUUUUU
Molecule: messenger RNA, 2621 nt
Organism: Pezoporus flaviventris
Lineage: Eukaryota; Metazoa; Chordata; Aves; Psittaciformes; Psittacidae
Gene: TMEM161B
Product: transmembrane protein 161B
Exons: 12
Coding region: 112-1572 (486 amino acids)
Source: RefSeq, a predicted model, not a curated record